Molecule: messenger RNA, 5182 nt
Organism: Seriola dumerili (greater amberjack)
Lineage: Eukaryota; Metazoa; Chordata; Actinopteri; Carangiformes; Carangidae
Gene: phkb
Product: phosphorylase kinase regulatory subunit beta
Exons: 32
Coding region: 139-3405 (1088 amino acids)
Biological process (GO): glycogen metabolic process
Cellular component (GO): phosphorylase kinase complex
Molecular function (GO): calmodulin binding
Source: RefSeq, a predicted model, not a curated record
GAGAGUUCGCUAAAGCUAAGUCGGAAAAGACAGGAAUUUACUUUCAGCAUAAAUGCGCUACAUUUAUCAAGCUGGGCAGUAGGUAAGGAUGAUCCCGGAAAUCCUUUAACGUUCUGGCAAAUUUGAGGCUGUGUAAACAUGGCGAGCCUGGCAGAUGUCGGUUGGAAACUCCUGGAAUUCAAAGCCCGAUCAAAAAGAUCAGGUUCCAUCUAUGAACCUCUUAAGCUGUCCAACCUUCAGCGUGAGGAUGAGCCCCUAUGGGAGAAGCUGGACCGCUACUACAGUGCCGUCAAAACAACGAUUCUGAACUACCAGAGUCCCAACACAGGCCUGUUCCCGGUCAAAACAUGUUCCACCUGCAAGGAGGCCAAGGUCCGGGACUCCCUGUACUGUGCUGCUGGUGCCUGGGCCCUGGCUAUGGCCUACCGACGCAUCGAUGAUGACAUGGGGCGAACGCAUGAACUGGAGCACUCUGCCAUCAAGUGCAUGAGAGGGAUCCUCUACUGCUACAUGAGACAGGCUGAUAAGGUGGAGCAGUUUAAACAGGAUCCCAGCCCUUCCAAGUGUCUGCACUCAGUGUUCAAUGUAGACACCGGUGACGAGGUUUACACCUACGGCGACUACCACCACCUGCAGAUCGAUGCUGUUUCUCUGUUUCUGCUGUACCUGGUGGAGAUGAUCUGCUCUGGUCUGCAGAUCAUUUACAACACUGAUGAGGUUUCCUUCAUACAGAACCUGGUGUUCUGUGUGGAGAGAGCCUACAGGGUGCCUGACUAUGGCAUGUGGGAGCGCGGCAGCAAAUACAACAACGGCAGCACUGAGCUGCAUUCCAGCUCUGUGGGCCUGGCUAAAGCUGCUUUGGAGGCCAUCAACGGAUUCAACCUGUUUGGAAACCAGGGAUGUUCAUGGUCGGUGAUAUUUGUGGAUCUGGAUGCCCACAACAGGAACAGACAAACCCUCUGCUCCCUGCUGCCCCGAGAGUCUCGCUCCCAUAACACAGAUGCAGCCUUGCUUCCAACCAUCAGCUAUCCUGCCUUUGCGGUGGACGACGAUGCUCUGUACAGUCAGACACUGGACAAGAUAGUUCGCAAGCUGCGGGGCAAAUACGGCUUCAAACGUUUCCUCCGUGACGGCUACCGCACCACUAAUGAAGACAAGGAACGCCGCUACUACAAACCUGCUGAAAUGAAGCUUUUUGAUGGAAUCGAGUGCGAGUUUCCCAUAUUUUUCAUCUACAUGAUGAUUGACGGUGUGUUCAGAGGAAAUAAAGCUCAGGUCAAAGAAUACCAGGACCUUCUUGAACCCAUCAUCUUUCAGUCUUAUGAGGGCCAUGCUGUGAUUCCCAAAUACUACUAUGUACCGGCUGAUUUUGUGGAGGCGGAGCAGAGCAAGCAUGGAAGCCAGAAGCGUUUCCCUAGCAACUCUGGACGUGAUGGGAAGGUCUUCUUGUGGGGUCAAGCCCUGUACAACAUCGCCAAGCUGCUGGUGGAUGAGCUGAUCAGCCCUAAAGAUAUUGAUCCCAUCCACCGCUACGUGCCCCACCAGGACCAACGCAACGUCAGCAUGCGAUACUCCAAUCAGGGUCCCAUAGAGAAUGAUGUUGUGAUUCACGUAUCCCUGAUAGCAGAGAGCCAGAGAUUACAGGUGUUUCUGAACACCUAUGGCAUUCAGACCCAGACGCCCCAGCAGGUGGAGCCAAUCCAGAUCUGGCCUCAGAAAGAACUGGUGAAGGCAUACCGCUUCCUUGCCAUCAAUAAGAAGCUGGGCUUGAGUGGGCGUCCAGAGAGGCCAGUGGGCUGCAUCGGGACCUGCAAGAUUUAUCGCAUCCUGGGCAAGACAGUGGUGUGCUACCCAAUAGUGUUUGAUCUAAGUGACUUUUACUUGUCCCAGGAUGUUAUGCUGCUGAUUGAUGACAUUAAGAACGCCCUGCAAUUCAUCAAGCAGUGCUGGAAGAUGCAGGGACGUCCUCUCUUCCUGGUUCUCAUCCGCGAGGAUAACAUCAGGGGGAGCCGCUUCAACCCAGUCUUGGACAUGCUGGCAUCUUUCAAGAAAGGCAGCAUUGGAGGGGUCAAAGUUCAUGUCGACAGACUUCAGACCCUGAUAUCUGGAGCAGUGGUGGAGCAGUUGGACUUCCUGCGUGUUAAUGAGGCAGAGAUCUCAGAGUUUAAGAGCUUUGAGGAGCUGGAGCUGCCCAAACACUCCAAGGUGAAGAGACAGACAAGCACGCCCAACGCCUCAGACCUGGAGCAGCAGCCAGAGAUCAGUGAGGAGGAGUGGCUGCACAAGCCCACCCAAGAGAUCAUCCAGAAGUUCCACGACUCCAACUGCUUGGCCAGUCAGGCUCAGCUUGCAGGAAUCCUUCUUCGGAGAGAAGGACCAGACUUUCUUGCCAAAGAUGAGAACCUGAUGGAGGAACUGGAGAGAAUCUACAGACAAGCAGGCAGCAGGAAGCUUUGGCUGGCAGUGCGCCAAUCUGCUACCAUUAUCAAGAGGUUCGCCAGCUCCAUAGCUCCUCACAUCACCACAAUUCUGGUGCAUGGGAAACAGGUGACCCUCGGCCUAUUCGGGCAUGAGGAGGAGGUGAUCUCCAACCCACUGUCGCCAGGGGUGAUCCAGGGAAUCAUCUACAGCAAGUGCUCCCCUCAGGGUGGGGAGCGGGAGGCUGUCCUUCAGCAGGAGCUGGUCAUCCACAUCGGAUGGAUUAUCUCCAACAACCCAGAGCUGUUCAGCGGCAUGAUCAAGAUCAGAAUCGGAUGGAUCGUCCAGGCCAUGAAACAUGAGCUGAAGAUCCGGGCAGGAGACAUGCCCCCCCAGGAUAUCUACCAGCUCUCCCCCAGCGACAUCAAGCAGCUCCUGCUGGACGUCCUGCAGCCGCAGCACACCGGCAGGUCUUGGCUGAACCGGCGUCAGAUCGAUGGCUCUCUGAACAGGACCCCUCUGGGAUUUUAUGAUCGUGUGUGGCAGAUCCUGGAGAGGACGCCCAACGGUAUCAUGGUGGCUGGGACGCACCUCCCACAGCAACCCACACUGUCUGACAUGACCAUGUACGAGAUGAACUUCUCUCUGCUGGUGGAGGAGACGCUGAAGAACAUUGUCCUGCCUGAGUACAGACAAAUCAUAGUCGAGUUGCUGAUGGUAGUGUCCAUUGUGCUGGAGAGAAACCCAGAGCUUGAGUUUGGCGACAAAGUGGAUCUGGACAGUCUGGUGAAGGAAGCCUUCCAUGAUUUCCAGAGGGAUCGCAUCUGCUUUGAAGGCAAAGAGAAACAGGAUAAUAUGGAGGCUUUCUACAACACACCAGCAGUGGGAAAGAGAGGCACCUCCAGCUAUCUCACCAAGGCUGUCAUGAUCCAGUUGCUGCAAGGGGAUGUCAAGCCCUGCAAGGACGACCCGUGCUCUGUUAGUUAGAUUUACAAUGCUGUGACCCCUAAUCCCAGCCCACUGCAGUGUAGUCAUCAAAUGGCAAGGACCACUGAGUAUCCAUCAAAUGUAUUCAGAAGAUAAACUCUAACCUCUCCAAUCCUCCCUCGGCACAUUACCCACUCCACCACUUUUGCCUCAACAGCAGCAGAGGCUUCAGCUGUCGUACAUUAGUACAUCUGUGGUUUGCUCCAGGCAUUAAAAUUCAUCCACCAGUCAUGCUUAAAAACAAAAUGUUAAUCAUUGGGGAAAAAACUCAUCGUAUAACCAAGAGUCUAAUUUGUUUUAUUUAUACAUAUCUUCUGAAUCCCAGCAGUAUUUCUUAUUUAAGUAAAGAUUUUAAUAGCAUUAUUUUGAAUACCUUUGACAUAACUAGCUAAUAUUGAUACACUGUUCUCCUACCCUUUAUCUGGAUGCCAUAGAUUAGCCUGUGUGCACUGUGUUCCUAGGGUUAUUAUACUGUAAUAUCUCAGUGGCAGAACCUCACUAUACCUCUACACACCUUUUUGUUGUUGAGUUCAGUCUCCUGACUGUGUUGUGUGUUCAAAUUGAGGUUUUAAUAAUGUCAUUAAUAACCAUUUGCCAGUUAGCUAGUUAAUCACUGUUACUUUAUCUUUCUCCAAUGAUAAGUUUUUUUCCUAAAAACCAUCACAAUAAAAACGAAUUGAAGGAGAAACCACGCAGGCGAUAAUAGUUUUAAGUUAGCAUAAAAACUGAAAUGGGGAAACAGCUAGUCUGGUUCUGCAAAGAUAAAAAGGGAUGUUAAGUUAAACGAGCUGCAAAAGCAUACAGAUGAGAGUGGUAUCAAUCUUCUGAUCAAAUUUUCUGUAAGAAAGUGGAUCAGCAUGCUUCCCAAAAUGUCAAACUCUUUCUUUCAUUUUUAGGUGUUGGUGUUGCUUAGAAAUCCAUUUGAAAUGUUCUGUGUUCUGGCUGUCAGGUCUUUAGAAAUAAUGCCGCUAUGAACCAGGCUCAGACGUAACUGCUCAUACCUCACUAGCAAUAACCUACAUAGCAAUUUAAUGUGCGAGAGUGAAUCAGUCAGAACCAGGUCAUAUUGUUUCAUGAGAGAUGUUGGUGCACUUGGCUCCCAGAGGGGCCUGAAGCAUGUGCAGCUUAUUACCUGAAACAGACAGUGGUUGAUUCUUGCAUUAUUUCAUAUGAUUUCUAAAAAAUACCUGUAUGGAUCUUCAUCAAAACACAGCUUGGCCUUGUAAACCUCAGUCAAAGUAUCUGCAGGCAUUAGAGGGUUUGAGAACCACUGCAUUUUUAUUUUAUUAUUUAGAGUUAUUAUUCUGCUCAAAGUACAUACGUGUCAGAGGUAGGUGUUUGUUGUACUGUGUUGAGUUUCUCUGAUAGAAACGCUGUGUCCUCUUUGCAUGCACAGUCUGCUGCAUGACAAUAGGUACUGUUUUGCCAUAACCAUCUUGAGGGUUUCUCUGAAUGUUUUAGGUUUAUGAGAGGUCUGUUUUGUGCAAUAGGGCUCUGCGUGACAGCGCCUGCUGCUUGGGAGCGAGGACCCUGUUUUGUUGAAUGUGGGCAACAGAAAAGACUGCUGUAUUCUUAGAUAGAGAUGAUGAAAGAUUGACUCUGACUUAUUUUAAAGCGUGCCUCUCUGAAUAUCAUCACUGUGAUCAAUCUUCCCCACCUUGCCGCUGUGUGUGUGUGUGUGUGUGACAAGGAGUAUUUUAAACUCAGAACUGUAGGUUCAAAGAAUAAAGUUAUCAUGGAAACUACAGAAAUGUGUCACUUUACUUUACUAUCAGCU